CAAGAGUCGAGAGGCAGUAUUUUAUAUAACACAAGAGUUCUGGCUACAUAGACCCUUUCCGAUUUUGCCUGUCGACUGUACAGGAUUGGACUCGGGAACGCAAGGCGUUUUCCGGAAAGGAACUUCCCCUAUUUAUUGUGUAUAUACCUCGGAAGUAACACCUGACGGAAGUUGAGAGUUUGGCUUCAUCAUGACGGAUUCUCACGAGGAAACAGUGAGGGAUUAUGGGCUGACUCGGAACUUUAGCAGCGACAAUUUCGCUAGCGAUGCUCAUCGUCAGAUGAUAGGGGUACGGUUGCCAAGGAGACAACAGCGUCCUGGUCGCUCUUCAUCUUCCAGACGACAUCGGGAUCAAAAUGGCUACCCUAGAUCGUCUGAUGCUUCAAGUCCCAAUGUGCCAGAAAAUACAACCGGUCUUCCUGCUUCAGUGUCGCCUAGUGAACACAUUCAACAACUCCUUCUCGAGAACGAUGACACACACAACGUUUUCUGUCAGAUGGACACACUUUACACCGCUCUGAAUGAGUACCAAUGGAGAGAGACAGCAAGAUGGGUGAAAUAUGAAGAAGAUGUAGAAGAUGGAGGAGAGCGUUGGUCUAAGCCCCACGUUGCCUCACUUUCGCUACAUUCCCUGUUUGAACUCCGGUCCUCCCUGCUGAUGGGAGCUGUGAUGUUAGACAUGGAUGCUUACCAUAUCACCCAGGUUGCUGACCUCAUCAUCGAUCAGCUCAUUAAUGCCAAACUCUUGGAAAGCAACCUUCGCGACAACGUCAGAGCAGCAAUAACAGCAAACCACGCCCAUCAGCAUCAAAAGCGCAGGCGAAGUAUGAUGCCAACUCAACAAGAAUCAAUGGCCGACUUCCGAAAACGUUCAAUGAAGAGAAACUUUUCUAGUAACAUGUCUUUCAGAAAGGACAGCUCAGCAAAAUUAAACAGAAAUCCAAAUAGUGUUCCUGAAAACAUUGGUGACAUUUUGAGCGAUUCUGCUUCAAGUGCUAAGCUGAACCAACAGUUCAUGAAAAAGAUUCCUGAUGGGUCGGAAGCUGCCAACAUUUUGGUUGGAGAGAUGGAUUGCCUGAAGUAUCAGAUUACCGCCUUUGUGAGACUGACCGAGGCACGGUCUAUCGGGGACCUGACAGAGGUCCCUCUGCCAACAAGGUUCAUCUUCCUCCUCCUAGGACCUCCCGGGAGCCACAACAAAAACGUAGAGAUGGGACGUUCCAUGUCCACAAUGAUGGUUGAUGAGGUCUUCAGGGAAGUUGCAUACCGGGCCAAAAGUAGGCAAGAUAUUUUGUCUGGAAUCGACGAGUUCCUUGACCAGGUCACGGUUCUUCCUCCCGGAGAGUGGGAUCCUAAAAUCAGGCUAGAGCCUCCUGACAAAGUACCAUCCCAGGACCCAAGGAAACAACAGAACGCCAAGGUUCCAGAGGGUCCGAAAGUAGCAGCAGAACAGAUUGAAGAGGAAGAAUCUCAUAUCGAUCCAACAUUAGUACGAACUGGCAGACUGUUUGGAGGUUUGGUGGCCGACAUCAAACGAAAGAUUCCGUGGUAUGCCAGCGACUUCAAAGAUUGUCUUCACAUCCAGUGUGUGGCGUCCACAUUGUAUCUCUACCUGGCUACUCUUACACCAAAUGUUACAUUCGGAGGACUUCUAGGACUGGCAACAAACCAAUACAUGGGUACGAUGGAAUGCAUCUUGACCGCAGCUAUCGUUGGCAUUCUCUUUGCUCUCUUUGCUGGGCAACCGCUGAAUAUUCUGGGUAGUACUGGUCCCAUGUUGGUUCUUGAAAUGAUUGUCUACAGCUUCUGUAUUGAUCAAGGAUGGGAUUACAUGCCUUUCCGGGCGUGGACGGGAAUCUGGACAACAGUUAUCAUCAUGCUUGUAGUGGCCUUUGACCUCAGUGCGCUUGUGCGGUACAUCACGAGAUUUACCGAGGAGAGCUUCGCUUGCCUGAUCGCCAUUAUCUUCAUUUACGAAGCUAUCAAAAAAGUCAUCGGAAUCACCAAAAAGUAUCCCGUCAAUCUCAACCCAGAGCAUGAAUACUUCUUCAACUGCACUUGUACGCCACCGAUUGACAAUUCCACCUACUUUAAUGCAACGAACCUAACGAUGGCUGCUGGGCCGACAUACGCUGUACAAGAGAUGACAACCAUGAGCUACGCCAAUUCCAGCUCCAUUGACUUCUCGACGCUGACGGAGGACAUGUGCGAGAUGUACAAUGGAACCAUGGUGGGACCGGAUUGUGGUCAUCAUCCGUAUGCCGCCGACGUCUUCUUCCUGUCCGUCAUCUUGUUCUUUGGCACCUACGUCAUUGCAACAUCUCUGAAGGACUUCAAGACCAGUGGAUACUUCCCUAGCUUUGUUCGUCAAAUCUUCAGUGACUUUGCUGUGCUGCUAGCCAUUAUUCUCAUGGUCGGUCUAGAUAUGGCCAUUGGCAUUCCCACGCCUAAACUAGAAGUACCAGAAAAUUUCGCUCCAACAAAGCCCGGCCGUCCAUGGUUUAUCAACCCCAUCAGCGACAAGAACCCCUGGUGGGUCAUCCUUGUGUCCGCUAUUCCAGCUUUCCUGUCUACCAUUUUGAUUUUCCUUGAUCAGCAGAUCACAGCUGUCAUCGUCAACAGAAAGGAGAAUAAACUGAAGAAAGGAAACGGUUACCACUUGGACAUGUUCGUGGUCGGUAUCUGCGUGCUGAUCUGCUCGCUGCUUGGUCUGCCGUGGUACGUCGCCGCCACUGUGUCCGCCCUGGCCCACAUCAUGAGUCUGAAGAAGGAAUCCGAAUGCUCCGCCCCUGGUGAAAAGCCGGUCUUCUUAGGAUGUCGCGAACAACGUGUGACAGCGCUGGUGGUCGGUAUCCUCAGUGGUCUCUCUGUCUUUAUGACCAAAAUCUUGAAGGUUAUCCCUAUGCCUGUGUUGUACGGUGUCUUCUUAUUCAUGGGUGUCGCAGCUCUUAAAGGAAUGCAGUUUGUUGACCGCCUCGCUCUCAUCUUCAUGCCCAAGAAGUACCAGCCCGAUCACAUGUACCUUCGUCACGUGCCGAUCAAGCGUGUCCACCUCUUCACCUUCUUCCAAAUCGUCUGUCUGGCUGUACUGUGGGUGGUGAAGAUGAUCAAGUCCAUCUCCAUUCUCUUCCCCGUCAUGGUUUUGGGUACUUGUAUUGUACGAAAGUUGUUUGACUAUAUCUUCGAGCAAAGAGAGUUAAAAUGGCUGGAUGACUUGAUGCCGGAGGAUAAGAAGAUGGCAAAGGAGGACCAAGAAAUAGCUGGAGAAGGCGAGAAAGAUCAGCUGCUGAAUGAGGAGGAGUCAAAGUUCAACUACAACCGAGUCAACAUCUCUGAGGAGGUCAACAAGACCGGUAUGUGGCUCCAAGUGCGCCGCAGUUCCACCAGGGAGGACUCACUCCACGACAAAAAUAGAAAGAACAUGAAGAACGAAGAAAAUUCAGAGAAAAAGGGACAAAAAGCCGCCUUCUACUUCGGAGAAAACGCGUAAAGGACAGAAAUAAACACAUACACAGAGAAAAACUAAUGUGUUGAUAUAAACAAAGAACGCGGGGAGAUUGUGUGCGUUUAAAAGUAGCAAUUCUUUGUAUUGUUUUAUAAGAGACAUCAAUACUAGCAUAGUAUUAAAGAUAGAACUCCUGAUAUUUUGUGUACAAUUGGUCAAAUAUAUAGUUAAACAGAAACAAAUAGUUUACUUCACUUUGAAGUUUUGUAUUUCAAUGAAUGACUAUGUAUUUUUUUCUAUCACAUAGGUUUUUUCUGUACAAGACUGAAAUAUAUAUUUGUAUUUCCUGAAUUUAGGUGCUUUUGAAGGGAUGAAAUUAAUUGGAAUAAAAUUAAAAAAACAAAUGAAUGCUUAUAACUGACACUCACUUUUUGUAUGUCUGCACCAGCCAUUUAACUCAUGAUACAUUUGUUAACACUCAUAUUGUGCAUUAUGACAUCUACAAAGUAGCACUUUUUUUAAAACUGUAAUUUUAAUUUAUAUACGGAAUAAAAAGACUUUAAAAUCCGACAA
This is a messenger RNA of Magallana angulata, 4018 nucleotides long. Its product is annotated as electroneutral sodium bicarbonate exchanger 1-like. Gene Ontology annotation, biological process: regulation of intracellular pH; monoatomic anion transport; bicarbonate transport. Lineage: Eukaryota; Metazoa; Mollusca; Bivalvia; Ostreida; Ostreidae. The record is from RefSeq and is a predicted model, not a curated record. Gene Ontology annotation, molecular function: monoatomic anion transmembrane transporter activity; sodium:bicarbonate symporter activity; solute:inorganic anion antiporter activity. The transcript has 23 exons. Gene Ontology annotation, cellular component: plasma membrane. The coding region runs from base 191 to 3490 and encodes 1099 amino acids.